AUGGGGGACUUAGCUCCUUUCGAUGAAGCCGAGGCAGGCUUCGGGGAGCAGCAGAAGGGCAUCAUCGAGAGCUGGGGCUGCAGCGACGCCUCGGUGGUUUACGACUCCGAGGGCGGCAAGGACCUCAACAUUGCCGAGGCGUCAGUCGCCAAAGCCUGCAGCAUCCAGCAUCAGGGCAGCAGCAAGAGUCACGUAGCUAUGGGUUCCUGCGACUUCGCGUUGCUUCCCCGCAUCGUGGGGGAGACCUACUACGGCAUCGUAGGGCCCUGCGGGGGUCACACGGGGGACUACCACUUCCACCGGGGCUUCGGGUGCUUGUACCAGGAGAGCGGCAGCCACUCCACCAAGGUGGGCGUUGUUGCUGGAUACAACCUCUACGGCAAAUGGGAGGACUACGCCAACAACCAGCUGCCGCUGCUGGACGCCUGCGGCGCUCACUUCGGGCCCACGCCCGAGAGCUCGAGCAACGUGUACCACUACCACGUGCAAGACCAGGCGCCGUUCACGGUGGGCUGCUACGGGCCCUCUGCCUCCAACGGCCUGGUGUCGGUGGCGGAGUGCCGGGCUCUGUACCCCAAGUGCGACAACGACGGGGGCGCUGGCACCGCCAUCGAGACCCACGCAGGCACUGUGACCUACGACAAAUUUUGCCCGUGCUGGGACGGCGCGGGGUCCAAUAUGGGCACCAACAUCGUGGAGCUGCCUGCGCUCAGCACCUCCGCUAUCUCCUACACCGCAGGCCCGACCACCACCACCACGUGGACCGCCAUCUCCAGCGCCAGCACCGCGCGAAUGUCGAAGCUUUUUAGCCUCACGGCAGCCGUCUUCACCCUCCUGGUACGCUGAAGCGCAGCGUCGCGAUGAACUUUCGUGAGUAGCCACGGUUUCCCAUGGACAAUCCAAAGCAGUGAGAUGAGCCAGACUCUGCGUUCCUCUCUG
This is a messenger RNA of Effrenium voratum, 939 nucleotides long. Lineage: Eukaryota; Dinophyceae; Suessiales; Symbiodiniaceae. The record is from the annotation of a GenBank genome assembly.